This is a messenger RNA of Penaeus chinensis, 1731 nucleotides long. RefSeq lists its product as uncharacterized. The coding region runs from base 546 to 1082 and encodes 178 amino acids. The record is from RefSeq and is a predicted model, not a curated record. The transcript is spliced from 4 exons. Lineage: Eukaryota; Metazoa; Arthropoda; Malacostraca; Decapoda; Penaeidae.
GGCACUCGACGGCUUCAGGUGUUUCCCGAAAGCACAUUUUAAGUAUAAGUUCUGCCUUGCCUUGGUUCACACAUACAAAUGAGUGAAGGGUAGAAAUCACACGCAAAGCAUAACGUGAACAAUACAAUUUAUUUAAAAUAAUUAGUAAUUUGAAAUAUUGUAUGAAACAUCAACAUAGAACAAACAAAAACAGAUAACCCGACAUAAUUAAAAUACCUUGAUUGCACUCAAAUACGUAAAAGAACAGCAUCGUCAGAGGGGCACCUCACACACACGCCACAGUUCCUUGUCCUCCGCCAGCCCAGCCGCCACUGCUUACGCACUUCGCAUUCACACACCAACGUUACCGUGCAUUGGCUCAAUGACUCGAUGGCUGCAAGUACAAACAAUUAUCAACAAUGCAGCGGCGUUUAUGCGACACGUAAUUCAUACAUGUGACAAUACAUCUGCCAUUAGUCUGUCCUAGUGUACACUUAAUUGAUUACCACACAAAUAAUACGCCGUGCCAACACCGCAACCACGCAGGAGGGCAGAACGAGCCACUCAUGGAGAUCCCCGCCCUCUUCCUCUUGUUCUUCGUCCUCCUUAGCCGCGACGCCUUCGGAAGAAGUACCGAAGGAGAGGCGGACCGAAAGACCAGCCGGAAAGAGGCUGUAGAAGACGCAGGGGAAGCCUUGACGCCGUGGGGGCCAAGGUCAUGGCUGUCGGAGCGGAGAAAACGGUCACUCUUUAUAGAAAGUCAAGGACGCAUCCAAUGGGACCAAGGAUCAUCGGUCGCUUACACGCCAGGAGAGGGAGCAAGGGUCCCCGUGGUUCCUCAAGCUCCUUCGCCAGCUCUAGCUUCAAUUCCAGCUGCUCCGGCGUCGUCACCGCCCUCAUACAUCACCCGAAUGGUGCCAGUGUUCAUGUCGUCACAGUUCGGGGGCUUUUCGGACUUUGAAGGCGGGUUUGGAGGCGGGUCUGGAGGCGGGUUUGGAGGGUUUGCAAGCAUUGAUUCCCAUCCAUGUAUUAAUAUGUGCGAGGUUCGGAACGAGCGUGGAGGCUGUGAUGUUAAUGUUACAUGUUUUUUUAUUAAGCCAUAAACUGUAUUCAUAUGUAGGAAAGGUAUGAGAAUUGAGAAUGAAUACUUGCACAUUAAUAUUUAUUAAGAUAGAUAAGGUAAACAUGAGAAUGACUUUGUAAACAACCGUGUUUCACCCUUCCCGCCAGGUAUCAUUAAUUAAGGCUUCAUGAAUACCGUUUUAUCACUAAUUUACUUUCAUUUUACCUGUUCAAUUUUAAGUGUGAAUAUCAAUUCAUCCCUGUGUGUUUUAUAUGUUCUCCCUUUUUGACAUUUGACACUCGUUUGUUAAGGCUUCAAUUUUACACAGUCAAUAUGUACUAAUUAUAAAACAAAAAAUCACACUACCAUGUUGGGUAGGGUGUUUCAAUAAUUGUCGAUUUUCUAAAAUUUGCUCGAAUCCCGGGGGCAAGGUAAGAAAUAGUUUGGAUAUGUAUUCUUUUUUUUUUUUUUUUUUUAUUAAAAUAUUAAAAGAAUAUCUCGUGUUCUCUAUUUUCAAUUGAAAGUUUUGAUAAAAUUAUGAUUUAGACACCGCAUCGAACGCCAAAUAGCGCCUCGUUUUUUGUUGUCGGUAUAACUAUUUUAUUUUUAAAAUACCUCAAUAUUAUACUUUUCUUUAAUAUUUUUGCAUAAAAAUUAUUUCUAUUAUAAAUAAAUAUUAUAUAAAGUUC